This is a messenger RNA of Scomber scombrus (Atlantic mackerel), 4044 nucleotides long. RefSeq names its product G protein signaling modulator 1b (gene gpsm1b). Gene Ontology annotation, molecular function: protein binding; GTPase regulator activity. Bases 123 to 2117 code for a protein of 664 amino acids. The transcript has 14 exons. The record is from RefSeq and is a predicted model, not a curated record. Lineage: Eukaryota; Metazoa; Chordata; Actinopteri; Scombriformes; Scombridae.
AGAGGGAGGGGGACAGAAGAAGCGGCUCGAGAAAGAAGAGAAAAAAAGGUUGCUGCUUCAUAAGGAAAUAAUCGUGAAGGGCCCUCAUAGCGGGAGAAGGAAGGCAGAUUAGCAGCGGCUCUAUGGCUCAGUCGACUGCUAACGGUGUGGAGCAGGAUGUGGCCAGCAAGCGGCUGCACUCAAGGAUGGAGGCGUCUUGCUUGGAGUUGGCCUUGGAGGGAGAGCGACUGUGCAAGGCUGGGGACUUUAAAGGGGGAACAGCGUUUUUUGAGGCAGCCGUGCAGGUUGGCACAGAAGACUUGAAGACCCUCAGUGCCAUCUACAGCCAGCUGGGCAAUGCCUACUUCUACCUGAAGGAGUAUGGCAAAGCCCUGGAAUACCACAAACAUGACCUUACCUUGGCCAGAACAAUAGGAGACAGAAUUGGAGAAGGAAAAGCUAGUGGCAACCUGGGAAACACAUUAAAAGUGUUGGGCCGCUUUGAUGAGGCUGUGGUCUGCUGCCAAAGACAUCUGGAUAUUUCUCAAGAGCAGGGUGACAAGGUUGGAGAGGCCAGAGCUUUGUAUAACAUAGGGAACGUUUUCCAUGCGAAGGGCAAACAGCAGUUAUGGGGCUGCACCCAGGAACCAGGGGACCUGCCUGCUGAUGUCAGAGACACACUGCAAAGGGCUACUGGCUUUUACGAGAUGAACUUGUGUUUGGUCAAAGAACUUGGUGACCGUGCCGCUCAGGGGAGAGCCUAUGGGAACCUGGGUAACACUCACUAUCUUCUUGGAAACUUUGUUGAAGCAAUCAAGUUCCACCGUCAGCGGCUAUCCAUUGCCAAAGAAUUUGGGGACAAAGCGGCAGAACGGCGAGCCUACAGUAACUUAGGCAAUGCCCUGAUAUUCCUGGGCCAGUUCAACACAGCCACAGAGUACUACAGGAAAACCUUGCAACUGUCCAGGCAGCUGAGGGACCAGGUGAUGGAGGCUCAGGCCUGUUACAGCCUUGGAAACACCUACACUCUUUUGCAGCAGUAUGAGAGGACCAUAGACUACCACCUGAAACACCUCUACAUUGCCCAGGAACUUACUGAUAGGGUUGGAGAGGGCCGUGCUUGCUGGAGUCUGGGAAAUGCGUAUGUGUCUUUAGGGAACCACAAACAAGCUCUCCACUAUUCACGAAAGCACCUAGACAUCUCUAAAGAAAUUGGAGACAGAAAUGGAGAACUGACAGCCAGAAUGAAUGUGGAGCAGCUGAUGGAGGCACUGGGGGUCAAUGAGAGUGACCUCUCACCCUCCAGUUCAGAGUUUGAGAUGCAAGGGGCAAGACCCAAAUUCACCAAGAGAAACAGCAUGGACAGUGUAGAACUGUGGAAGUUCUCUUCGGAUAAGAACGGUGAGAACCAAGACUUGGAAAGUAUACCCAGGAGAUCCAAGAGCCAGCUGUCACAGCCAGGUAAAAGGAAAGGCUAUCCUGACAGUCAGUCAUCAGAUGAAAGGCCGUGGUUGGAUUCUCCUGUAGACACUGAUGACAUCACAGUGCAAGUCCCACCUCCAGUGCCAAAGCUGGGCCGUGACCCCUCCAAUGAAGACUGCUUCUUCGAUCUCCUCAGCAAGUUCCAGAGCAGCCGCAUGGAUGACCAGCGCUGCCAUCUUGAUGAGCCACAGAACGGUGACAACGGAGAAGGUGCUGCUAACUCAAUGCCGUCCCUGAAUGAGAUGAUAGAUCCCACACUUACCACUUCCCCCCAGACCGAGGAGCUGUUUGAUUUGAUUGCUAGCUCUCAGAGUCGCCGGCUUGAUGAUCAGCGGGUCAAUGUUGGAAACCUUCCGGGUCUGAGGAUUACCCAUAACAACCUGGGUCACCUGGUUGGUGAAGGGGAUCAUCAAGAACCCAGCGAUGACUUCUUCAACAUGCUCAUCAAAUGCCAGUCCUCUAGGAUUGAUGAUCAGCGGUGCUCCCCACCAGAACCAGGCCCCCAUGCCCCCACAGUGCCUGAUGAAGAUUUCUUCAGCCUAAUCCAGAGGGUGCAGGCCAAGCGUAUGGAUGAGCAGCGCGUCCAGCUGCCCUCGGACGACCAGGACAGUCCUCCGUCCCCUGAUCCAGAGCCACCUGGUGGUUUCUCCAGCUAGGACUUGGUGAAAAAUGCAGCACACUUACAUGUCAAAAACAAGAAGAAAAAGGGAGAGCCAACAUUUGAAGAGAGAAAUUAAGGGUGAACUAACAAAAUUUGUAAUAGCAAGACAGAUUCAAUGUGCAAAAGGUGGCGCCCUGUCAAAUGUUCCUCGUAUUAAGUUCUAAAUAUGUGUAAAUAUAAAAGGAAAAUAAACAGAAUUUAAAUUGGGCUUUGUGAAGUCGAAGAAGGUACAAGUUGGGAUUUUACAAAUUUAGAAUUAUUUAAUGAUAACAACAAACGUGAAAUAUGUAUUCUAAUGCCUUAAUCAGCAUUUUUUUUCAGACUCAAGAUUGUAUUUCCUGGUGACAGAUGUGUUUUUAGAAGCACAUGAUGACAUGGCAUACAGUGUAAUAUGGACGAUUAAUGUGGAGACCUGUGAGUUGAGGAAAUCACAAAGAUUUAAUUCUCGAAACAGUCAAUGAAAACAUUUGAGAAAUGAUCGAUUUGCGCUGAAAUCUAAACCGGUUUUAUACAGACAUGAAUGGAAAACUUCUAGACUUGACACAAAUUAUGGAUGAUUUUCUUCAAAUAUUUUUUAUCUAUUGUCAUUUUUUCUUAAAAUAAGUACGUACUAUAAUGUACAUGCCAAAUGUCUUUAUCAGACAAGUUGAAUUUUAGAAAAAAUGUAUCACUUCAAUCAUAUUUUGAUCAUUGCUGCAUUUAUCAUUCAAUUUUUGUGGUUCCAACUGCUCAUUGAGAGCUGGUGUUAUAUGUUCAAUAACAGUAUUAGGGAUGGCCAUCCAGUGUUAAACUAACUGCUUUGAUCAGUUCAAACUUGAAACCACUGAUUCAUAAUCACGUUUCACUUUUGCUCGGACAAAGUAUAUUUAAUUUCAAUUGAAAGACUGAAAUAUUAUUUCUAAGUAAAUAAAAAUUGGCCUGAGUCUCAUUACAUAGUAAGCCGUAACUGAAGUUACUGAGCAAAUAAAAUUAAAUAGCUGCUUAUUUUAUAGAUAGAGUUGUGUGAUAAUUCAAGCUCCAAUUAAUGUUUCUGCUUAGCUUUUAAUGUGACCACAAUGCUGCAAUAUCAGCUGCCCAUAAUGUUCUGAACAUCUGAUAACAGACUACUGCUUACUGCCAUUUGUAUUACUUAACAUAGGAAUAGAAGCAGAUGGAUGAGAUGGAUGUGUCAUGUUUAGAGGAAUCUGAAACCAUGAAUGAUAAUGGAAGUGCUAAUUCUAAGCUGUGGUGCUGGUAUUCUGCCCCCCUAUGGUCAAAGCCUUGUAUUACCUCUGUGAAAUACAGCACAGUCUUUGGGGGAUUAAAGGUAUUCCCUUUUCUUGACUAUUUGUAGGACACAGUUAUAAUGAUGAUAUUGCGCUUUCAGCAACUUGUACCAUAAAUGUGGGGAGUUUUGCAAAUCAUUUCGUAAAAGUAAGAGUAUCAUCAAAAUCAGGGAGGGGCAGGUGUAUAUUUCUAUCCAUUUGCUGAUAUGAAAGCUCUUUGAUGUACAAAAAAAAGCAACAUCAGUACAAAUUUUAAUUUGCUAUGAACAUGAACGAUUUAGCUGUACAGAGCAUCUGUAUAAUGGUACAACAAUAUUUGACCUUACCCAUGGGCUUGCUUUUUCUUUAAAAGUAGAGCAUACCUCAUUUUGUACCUCAAAGGUUGUGAACCUUAGAAAUACUGAGUUCUGAACCCAGAUGGAUCAUGUACCAGGUUCAUUGUGGUUAUUUGAUUCAUCUUUCUUUGAUUAACAACACAUUGGGAGUUACAGUUAAUAUUUUCUUUUCAGUUGUUUUUUUGUGAAUUAACAUUUCUAGAAAGUACCCGGUACGCUUCUAUUUGUCACUGCCAUAAUUUGUACAUAUAUAUAUUUUGUAUUUAUGUUCCAUUUGAGGACAUGAAUAUGUCCCCUCAUGCUUUUAAUAAAAUGUUUCAGA